AUGUCAGAAUCAGUAGUAGCUUCAGGAGCAUCGGUAGCUAGUGCUGAUGAGCAGCGCUCAGGAGCAGGUACCGAUGAGAAAGUAUAUGGUGGGUGUGAAGGUCCAGACGCGAUGUACGUAAAGCUUGUGUCAUCCGACGGGCACGAGUUCAUCGUGAAGCGUGAACAUGCGCUAACAUCAGGCACUAUCAAGGCUAUGCUCAGUGGACCUGGACAGUUUGCCGAAAAUGAGGCUAAUGAAGUUAACUUCAGAGAGAUACCAUCGCAUGUUCUCCAGAAGGUGUGCAUGUACUUCACAUACAAAGUUCGUUACACAAACUCCUCAACGGAAAUACCAGAGUUUCCCAUCGCACCAGAGAUCGCGUUGGAACUACUUAUGGCUGCCAACUUCCUCGACUGUUGA
Messenger RNA from Parnassius apollo (apollo), 402 nucleotides. The record is from the annotation of a GenBank genome assembly. Lineage: Eukaryota; Metazoa; Arthropoda; Insecta; Lepidoptera; Papilionidae.